Molecule: messenger RNA, 234 nt
Organism: Pipistrellus nathusii (Nathusius's pipistrelle)
Lineage: Eukaryota; Metazoa; Chordata; Mammalia; Chiroptera; Vespertilionidae
Source: the annotation of a GenBank genome assembly
AUGGCGGCCAUCCCCUCCAGCGGCUCGCUCGUGGCCACCCACGACUACUACCGGCGCCGCCUGGGCUCCACUUCCAGUAACAGCUCCUGCGGAAGUGCCGAGUGCCCUGGGGAAGCCAUCCCCCACCCCCCGGGUCUCCCCAAAGCCGACCCGGGUCACUGGUGGGCAAGCUUCUUUUUUGGGAAGUCCACUCUCCCAUUCAUGGCCACAGUGCUGGAGUCCCCAGAGCAGUGA